UGGUUCGGUCACAUGUCAAACAUGCGGUCCCAUGGAUCGCAUGUGCACAGAACAUGAUUCAUGGGUUCCGUCACAGUUCAAAAUGCGGUCCCAUGGAUCGCACGGAACAUGAGAUGAUUGAUGUGGUUUUUCAAGAGCCACUGCUUGAACAUAUUCACGAUUCAAUUCUUGAACAUGUGCCAUCAACAAGUGGUGGAACGUCUGCUGUAGAAGAUCAGAGCCCAAAAGCCCAAAGCCUGACAUCCCUGUGGAGUUAAACUGCUUAGCAUGGCCGACCAGUCAGUUCCUACCAUUCCCAUUGUGGAGACCCACUUGAUCCACGACAGUCACGACGAGACUCUUCGCUACACAGACUCCAUGGUUGUAGAGGGUGCUGACGCGCAGCCGCCUGUCACCCCCAUGGAGCCGCAAGCGGGAUCCUGAGAGUUUGUUGAGCGACCCUUUGGCGCGUGAUGCUCUGCCACCGAGCGCCUUUCUUCUCGACUUUAUGCAUUUGUAUUGGAGUUGCGGGAUCAUUUCUUGGGAAGUGAACGCGCUUCACGCCAAAUGGAGUGAGACCGGAAUUGGCGAUCUAGAGCAGUUCUUGUCCUUGGAGUGGCGCACUUCCGUGCAAGGUUGCUCGCCAUCUUUUCGAAAGCGGCUUGGUGGCGCCUUUAACUUUGAGGGUGCCGUGUACAAAGGGUCCGCUUCGAACUUAACACUGUUUUUCCCACUGUUUCACUACUUCUUGUCAAGAGUUCUUGACUCCAGAGGGUUGCUUGUGAAGGAAAUGGAAAGUUUCAAUGCGUUGCGACGCAUCAGCAUUGAGUUACGGAGCAUUGCUACGAGUUCUGCACCUCUUGCUACUGAGCGACUACAAGAACUACAAGUCGCACAUCAGUCUUUGAUUGUAGAAGUUUAUUCUGAGAGCUUUGUGAAACCGAAACAUCACCAACGGUUUCACGCGGCUGAGCAGUUGAAACAAACCGGAUUUUACGUCGACUGUUUUGCGAUGGAGCGAAAGCACAAGCAGUUCAAGUCGCAUAUCGGUUUGCACCGUUACAAGGUGAGACCCGGGCUCUAUUGAAGUUAACUUGCAC
Messenger RNA from Durusdinium trenchii, 1079 nucleotides. NCBI's taxonomy places the organism in Eukaryota, Dinophyceae, Suessiales, Symbiodiniaceae. The record is from the annotation of a GenBank genome assembly.